This is a messenger RNA of Drosophila santomea, 1335 nucleotides long. RefSeq names its product calbindin-32 (gene Cbp53E). The record is from RefSeq and is a predicted model, not a curated record. Gene Ontology annotation, cellular component: nucleus; dendrite; terminal bouton. The transcript is spliced from 12 exons. The coding region runs from base 246 to 1190 and encodes 314 amino acids. Gene Ontology annotation, biological process: regulation of long-term synaptic potentiation; regulation of presynaptic cytosolic calcium ion concentration. Lineage: Eukaryota; Metazoa; Arthropoda; Insecta; Diptera; Drosophilidae. Gene Ontology annotation, molecular function: calcium ion binding.
GAUUCUAGGCGCUAGCGGUUCUCCAAAGAUAACAUACCGUCAAGUAUUAGGCAACGGCAAUCGUCGCGUGCGUUUUAACCAAAUAUUAAAUCGAAAACACCUGGAAAAACGGUUGAGAAAAAGUGAAUUUUAAGUUUUGGAAAAGAAGAAAUUCCAAAAGCAAGCAGCAGUUAUAAAAAAGAUAAUUGCUCAGCAUCUAGUUUCUCAGCGAGGACAAAUAAACCCAAGAAAAGAAACCAUAAGAAAUGGACUCUGCCGCCGCCGCCGCCGCCAAGCGCGUCCAAAUCGAGAAGGCCCACAACUUUAUGCGCCAGUAUCGCGAUCCCGAGUCCAGGGAACUCAAGAAGCUGUCGGCCAACCAGUUCAUGGAUGUCUGGGCGCACUACGACAAAGAUGGAAAUGGCUACAUUGAGGGCACCGAGCUGGACGGAUUCCUGCGGGAGUUCGUGUCGAGUGCCAAUGCCACAGACAUUAGUCCGGAGGCUGUAACGGACACCAUGCUCGAGGAGCUGAAGUCCUGCUUCAUGGAGGCCUACGAUGACAAUCAGGAUGGUAAAAUCGAUAUCAGAGAGCUGGCUCAACUUUUGCCCAUGGAGGAGAAUUUCCUUUUGCUCUUCCGCUUCGAUAAUCCUCUGGAAUCUAGCGUUGAAUUCAUGAAGAUAUGGCGCGAAUACGACACCGACAAUUCGGGUUACAUUGAAGCGGAUGAGCUGAAGAAUUUCUUGCGUGAUUUGCUCAAAGAGGCCAAAAAGAUCAACGAUGUGUCCGAGGACAAGCUCAUUGAGUACACCGAUACUAUGCUCCAAGUAUUCGAUGCCAACAAGGACGGACGUCUGCAGCUGUCGGAAAUGGCCAAAUUGCUUCCGGUUAAAGAGAACUUCCUGUGCCGCCAAGUGUUUAAGGAGGGCAUUGACGGCGCCACAAAGUUGACCAAAGAGGAUAUUGAAAAGGUAUUCUCGCUCUACGACCGUGACAAUAGCGGCACCAUUGAAAACGAGGAGCUCAAGGGCUUCUUGAAGGACCUUUUGGAGUUGGUCAAGAAGGACGACUAUGAUGCCCAGGAUCUGGCCGCUUUCGAGGAGACCAUCAUGCGGGGAGUUGGCACUGACAAGCAUGGAAAGAUCUCCCGGAAAGAACUGACCAUGAUCCUGCUGACACUGGCCAAAAUAUCGCCCGACGAGGAGGAGUAAGCCGGAUGUUCGCGAACAUACCACAAAGAGAUUUUAGCCAACUCUAUUUUUGUCACCCGAACGCGGGAAAUCCAGAAAUGAGGCCAAAAUGGGCUUCUAGGCAAUUGUUUACUUUAGAGCUGCAUUAAAUGGGGCAGCAAAUAAA